AUGUACGGACAGACAACCCUAGAGUCAGUAGAUUCCGAUGUGGCUCUUCUUGAAUCUAUUCGCCAACACCUCCUUGGUGAUCAUAUGGAGCCUCCGGCAGCCCUCUUCGGCAGCUACGUAGACGACAUGAUCCCCUUGUUAUUCUCCAGUUCUACUACUGCUUCAGCAUGCUUGACUGGGCUUUUUACCAUGGAGAACUGGUGGGAAUCGGAUAUAAAAUCCGAGGGCAAUGAAUCUGAAGCUGUGAGCACCCCAGGGGAGGACGAGGUUAAACUGAGGGAGCAAACUCAGGUUGCGGCGGUUGCGCGUGAGGUGCGGGCACCCAGGGUGGAGAGGCAUUACAGGGGAGUGAGAAGGAGGCCGUGGGGGAAGUACGCGGCGGAGAUAAGAGAUCCAGCGAAGAAUGGCGCGAGAGUUUGGCUUGGGACUUAUGAGACUCCCGAGGACGCAGGGCUGGCUUAUGACCGAGCUGCUUUUAAGCUUCGGGGCUGUAAAGCGAAGCUCAACUUUCCUCACUUGAUUGGCUCGAACAACGUUGAGCCGGUUAGGGUUACCCCGAAACGGCGGCGAUCGCCGGAAGAGUCCUCUACGUUGACCUCGUCUGCAUCAGAGGACAACGACUCUCCCACGGCAAAGAGAAUAUAG
Messenger RNA from Argentina anserina (silverweed cinquefoil), 645 nucleotides. RefSeq names its product ethylene-responsive transcription factor 1-like. NCBI's taxonomy places the organism in Eukaryota, Viridiplantae, Streptophyta, Magnoliopsida, Rosales, Rosaceae. The transcript has a single exon. The record is from RefSeq and is a predicted model, not a curated record. The coding region runs from base 1 to 645 and encodes 214 amino acids. Gene Ontology annotation, biological process: ethylene-activated signaling pathway; regulation of DNA-templated transcription. Gene Ontology annotation, molecular function: DNA-binding transcription factor activity; DNA binding.